Molecule: messenger RNA, 1086 nt
Organism: Hirundo rustica (Barn swallow)
Lineage: Eukaryota; Metazoa; Chordata; Aves; Passeriformes; Hirundinidae
Gene: PNKP
Product: polynucleotide kinase 3'-phosphatase
Exons: 11
Biological process (GO): DNA repair
Cellular component (GO): nucleus
Molecular function (GO): polynucleotide 3'-phosphatase activity; protein binding; double-stranded DNA binding
Source: RefSeq, a predicted model, not a curated record
CCGCUCCCGGCGCGAUGCGGGCCGAGCUGCGGGGCCUGGCCGGGCCCGUGCCGCUGCCCGACGGGCAGCCCGUGGUGCUGGGCCGCGGGCCGCUCACCGGCGUCACCGACCGCAAGUGCUCCCGGCGGCAGGUGGAGAUCGUGGCCAACUACGCCGAGGGCACGGCCCGGGUCACACAGCACGGGGUGAACCCCAGCUCCGCGGGGGGCUCGGUGCUGGGCCGGGGGGGCUGCGGGACCCUCGCCCCCGGCCAGACCCUGCUGCUGGUCAACGGGAGGUACCCCCUGGUGCUGCACUUCCAGGGGUCCCCCCGCCCCAAAAAACGCCCGGCCAGCCCCCCCGAGGAGCCCCCCCCGGCCCGCCGAGCCCCCCCGAGCCCCCCGAGCCCGGCCCCGGGCGGGUGGCAGAAGCUGGGACCCCUCCUCAUCCUCACCCCCGUGGGGCUGCGGCCCAGCGCCAAGAUCGCCGGGUUCGACCUGGACGGGACCCUCAUCACCACCCGCUCCGGGAAGGUGUUUCCCACCAGCCCCGACGACUGGAGGAUUUUGUACCCCGAGAUCCCCAAGAAGCUGAAGCAGCUGCAGGAGGAGGGGUAUAAGCUCGUGGUGUUCACCAACCAGCUGGGGAUCUCGCGGGGCCGCCUGCGCCCGGAGCUGUUCCAGGCCAAGGUGGAGGCGGUGAUGGAGCGGCUCGGGGUGGCCCUGCAGGUGCUGGUGGCCACCGGGCCGGGGAUCUACAGGAAACCAGUGCUGGGAAUGUGGGACCACCUGUGCCAGGAGGCGAACGGGGACGUGACGGUGUCGGUGCCCGACAGCUUCUACGUGGGGGAUGCUGCCGGACGCCCCCCGAACUGGGCCCCGGGGCGGAAGAAAAAGGAUUUCUCCUGCAGCGACCGAUUGUUCGCUCUCAACGCGGGGCUGCGGUUCCUGACUCCUGAGGAAGAGUUCCUGGGAUGGGCCCGAGCUCCCUUUGAGCUCCCAGCCUUCGACCCCCGCCGUCUGGACUCCGAAUCCCCUCAAGAACCCCCCGAGGCCGAGCUGGUGUCGGACAGGCCCGAGGUGCUGCUGACCGUUGGAUUUCCUGGGG